AUGACCUCUCCAACUCCUAGAAGGUUCGGUUCACCUCCUUCCUCUUCACUCUCUUCAACCUCAAAUUCAUCUUCUCCAAACCUCACUUCCCUCCUUCCACCUCGAUCAGAUCAUCGACGUAAUUCCUCAGCUUCAACAUCUUUCUUACCUCUCGAUUCACUAGAAUCAGCUGCUGAUCGAUCCCUCGCUUGGUUACAUACUUGGGCACCAAAAGGAGAAGGUAGAGGACGUGAAUUUUUAAGUAGUACUUUGAACGGUGUAGCUACUGUUGCCGGUGCUGUUGGGAAUCAAAUUGGUGAAAUGAGACAUGAAGGUUUACAAAGAGCUGGUUUAAGUAGACCUUCAACUCAACCACAAUCUCAACCUCAAAUUACAUAUUCGACUUCAUCCGCAGGUAGCUCUCCUCCUGGAUCAUCUCAAAAUGGGAUCAUACAAUCCGGUACGAUGAAUGGAAAUCAAGAUGUUAUACCAAUUACUUCACCGCCGCAAAUCAGAAAACCACUACAACCUUCUAAUUUAUCGAGAUUAGGUAUAAGUCAUACUUCUCGUAGAAAUUCAACAAAUCCACCACCUAUACCUAGAUCAUCUUCAGCUUCAGCCACAAUACAACAACAUACAGGUCCACAUGGACCUAGUCAUCUUAAUCCUCAUUCCACUAGACCACAAUCUCAUUCUCGUUCACCCAGUACUGGUCAGGUCGGUGUCGUAUCGCAAGGUCUGUCAAGAUCGAGUUCUAAAGCAACCACUGACGGUGGGUUUCCAAGAAGAGCUGGGAUGCCAUAUAAAGUUGGGUUUCAACCUGCUGGAGUUAGGAGUGAUAGGAGUGAAGAAUAUUUCGAGGAAAGGAAGAAAUGGUCUGAAGAGAUGGAUAAAGAGGAAGGAAGAUUGGGUAGAAGAUGGGCUAAACUCGUCGACCUACAUUUCAACCCAAAUUCAUAUCCUGAUCCUACUAUCCCCAGUUUACCCCGAUCGCCAUCUUUGUCAUCUACAAGCGACAAACGUCGUUCCUUACUCUCCAUCGACGGUGCUCUCGAUGCUUUGAAACCUAAAGAAAUGUGGAAAGGUUUUAAAACCGCAGCUGGUCCUCCUACAGGUGGAGAGGAAGCCAGAAAACGAGCUGCCGAACAAGCCAUCGUGAAAUGGGAAGAUGAUUCUCAAGUUCAUAAAUGUCGUAUAUGCCAAUCCUCAUUCUCCCUCGCUAACCGCAAACAUCAUUGUCGUGUUUGUGGUCGUAUAGUCUGUUCACUUCCUCCUACACCUCCGGCAUUAUUAGCUGUACAAGUUCAACUCUUUUCUCCUACCCCUUCCACCCCUCCCAGUCCAUCUAGAUCAAUAUCAUUACCAGCAGGAACAAGAACAGAAAAAUGUUGUCUUUUGUUAGUAGCAGAUUGGAAGACUGGUAGAGGUGAAGAAGUUGAUGAAGGGUUUGUGGGUUGGAUGAAAGUUGGUCAAGGUUCGGAAGACGAUACGAAAAGUCCUUCAAUGGGGAAAAGAGCGAGUAGGACUAGUAUAGCCAGUGGAUCAGAUAAUAGUAUUAGAGAUAUACCUUUACCUCAACAACCGAAAGAGGUUCAAGUAAAAGGUGUUAGGGUAUGUAAGGAAUGUUGGGCAACAGUUUCGAGGAAACAGAAAAUGACAGAUAGACAAAAAGUGUCAGGUUUCGCUAGGUUGUACGGGAUUUUGAGAUCUUUACAAGCAGAGAUAGAAAGUUUAAUGCCGGAUUAUGAAGAUUCUCUAGCUGAACUCGGCGCUUCUCCCGAUUUCCCAGACCCAUCACCAGAUUUAUUAUCAUCACACAAAAAUCUCAUUACGCUAUUUACCCAAUACGAACAUCUUUCUAAACGUUUAUCCAACCUUCCAUGUGACGAAGGAUCUUCACAAGCUGUGGUACAAUCCGCAGUGGCAAGAUCAUCAGCUUCUUUCUUAUCUAAAGAAAUGUUAAAAGUUCAAGCAUUACCGAAAUUGCAAAAAAGAGCAGCGGAAAAUAAAAGGAAGAUUAUGAAAGUUGUACAACUUGAUUUAUCUGAUUUGAAAGUUGGUGAUGAUGUUUCAUCUGGACGAGAUGAGGAAGAAGAGGUCGAUGUGGCUGGAUUGUUACAACCUCUUUUAGAACAAGAAGCUCAGUUGGAGAAUUAUAUAGCCGAAGCAAAUUCUCAAAGAAAAUACGAAGAUGCUAAAGCUUUAUCUGAAGCUUUGAUAGAUAUCAGAGCGGAAAUCAGUAAAAUCACUCAAAGAGCGAUGAGAUGA
Tremella mesenterica DSM 1558 is the source of this 2247-nucleotide messenger RNA. RefSeq lists its product as uncharacterized. Gene Ontology annotation, molecular function: metal ion binding. Bases 1 to 2247 code for a protein of 748 amino acids. The transcript is spliced from 8 exons. The record is from RefSeq and is a predicted model, not a curated record. Lineage: Eukaryota; Fungi; Basidiomycota; Tremellomycetes; Tremellales; Tremellaceae.